UAUUGAAUUUCAGAAGGAAUACCAUUGCAUUCAUAAUACAAAACCAAAACGAAAUACUAAGCCUCAUUAAAAGCAUCUAAACUGUAAUGCCAAAAUGAUUGUAACCAUUAAAAACAAGGAAAUGAAAAGAAGCAAUGAUGUCUUUUUAAAGAAGUACCCCUGUGAAAUUUUUUUAAGGAACACCCAUAAUCAUUCAAUAUAUAUUUCAUCAGCACUAAAGUUCCGUCCACCUAGUCAACAGUUGCAGGAAGAAUUUAAAUUAUUAUUCACUAAAGGACAUUCACCAAGCACAGCAUACAGUCUCUUUAAAGAUGAAUUAUAUGAAAAUCGUAAUCAAAGGUACAAUGAAAUUGUAGCUGAUGGCAGUAAAUGCCCAACACUGAAGUGGGUAUAUGAUCUGUACUAUCAAAUAUUCAAAAGAGAAUAUGGUGAGCCUACAGGUGUCGAAAUGAUUGUGUCAAUGGAAAAUGCAAUAAAAGAUUAUAAUAAAAUGUGA
This is a messenger RNA of Acanthoscelides obtectus, 496 nucleotides long. The record is from the annotation of a GenBank genome assembly. NCBI's taxonomy places the organism in Eukaryota, Metazoa, Arthropoda, Insecta, Coleoptera, Chrysomelidae.